Pan troglodytes (chimpanzee) is the source of this 5615-nucleotide messenger RNA. It is a transcript of the gene QKI, whose product is annotated as QKI, KH domain containing RNA binding. Gene Ontology annotation, cellular component: nucleus. The record is from RefSeq and is a predicted model, not a curated record. Bases 480 to 1439 code for a protein of 319 amino acids. Gene Ontology annotation, molecular function: mRNA binding. Gene Ontology annotation, biological process: regulation of mRNA splicing, via spliceosome. NCBI's taxonomy places the organism in Eukaryota, Metazoa, Chordata, Mammalia, Primates, Hominidae. The transcript has 7 exons.
GCAGUCGGAGCGCGGCGGCAGCGGCAGAGGCGCCGCGGCGGGGACCAGCCCAGAGAGACCCCCCGAGCCCGCGGCACAGGCGGCGGCGGCGCUGAGCGGGCUCGACCAGCCGAGCGAGCGGCGGCCCCGGCUCCUCCUCGUCCGGCGCCAGCAGCCCGCGCCCCGCGCCCGCACUCGGCCAGCCGAGACCCGCCUCCCGCCAGCCCGCCGGCCUCGUGAGGGACGCGCCGAGCCGGGCGGCCGAGAGCGGCGGCGGCUGGGAGCGCGUCGGGCCCGGGCGGAAAGUGCCUGCGGGGGGCGGGCGAGCGCGCGGUGCCGGCCGCCCCGGGGCUCGGCGCGGGAGCCAGAGCGGGAGCCGGCGCGGAUUGGGACGCCGGGUCCCGAGCGGCCCGCGGCCGGGGCUCGCCCCCGCCCCUCCCUCCUCUCCGGCGGCGGCGGCGGCGGCGGCGGCGGGCGGAGUGAGCUGCGGAGCCUGGAAUAUGGUCGGGGAAAUGGAAACGAAGGAGAAGCCGAAGCCCACCCCAGAUUACCUGAUGCAGCUGAUGAACGACAAGAAGCUCAUGAGCAGCCUGCCCAACUUCUGCGGGAUCUUCAACCACCUCGAGCGGCUGCUGGACGAAGAAAUUAGCAGAGUACGGAAAGACAUGUACAAUGACACAUUAAAUGGCAGUACAGAGAAAAGGAGUGCAGAAUUGCCUGAUGCUGUGGGACCUAUUGUUCAGUUACAAGAGAAACUUUAUGUGCCUGUAAAAGAAUACCCAGAUUUUAAUUUUGUUGGGAGAAUCCUUGGACCUAGAGGACUUACAGCCAAACAACUUGAAGCAGAAACCGGAUGUAAAAUCAUGGUCCGAGGCAAAGGCUCAAUGAGGGAUAAAAAAAAGGAGGAGCAAAAUAGAGGCAAGCCCAAUUGGGAGCAUCUAAAUGAAGAUUUACAUGUACUAAUCACUGUGGAAGAUGCUCAGAACAGAGCAGAAAUCAAAUUGAAGAGAGCAGUUGAAGAAGUGAAGAAAUUAUUGGUACCUGCAGCAGAAGGAGAAGACAGCCUGAAGAAGAUGCAGCUGAUGGAGCUUGCGAUUCUGAAUGGCACCUACAGAGAUGCCAACAUUAAAUCACCAGCCCUUGCCUUUUCUCUUGCAGCAACAGCCCAGGCUGCUCCAAGGAUCAUUACUGGGCCUGCGCCGGUUCUCCCACCAGCUGCCCUGCGUACUCCUACGCCAGCUGGCCCUACCAUAAUGCCUUUGAUCAGACAAAUACAGACCGCUGUCAUGCCAAACGGAACUCCUCACCCAACUGCUGCAAUAGUUCCUCCAGGGCCCGAAGCUGGUUUAAUCUAUACACCCUAUGAGUACCCCUACACAUUGGCACCAGCUACAUCAAUCCUUGAGUAUCCUAUUGAACCUAGUGGUGUAUUAGGUAUGGCUUUCCCAACGAAAGGCUAAGAAUUCAAGAACGGUCUUAACUGAACCCUCAUCAGAUCUGAAUUUAACAAAUGCUUAGUCUCAGCAGCCUCCGGGGGAAAAAAGCUUAGCCUAGCAGUCAGUGACUUACUUGCACUUUUUGCACAUAGAUAUAAAGUAAAAUUAUGUUAUUAAUUUGGUUUAGUCUGUAAUAUUACACAGUAAUGGUAAUUUAUAAAGGAGUGUAUAGUAGUAUACUGACUGCUAAGUGUACUAUACUGUUUGCUUUACUAAUCACCUAAUUCAUUGCAGUUCAUACUUAUUGACUCAGAGUUUAAAACCACAAUCUGUAGGCUUUAAGAAUUGCUUUUAAACCUUUUUAAGUGAUAAACUCUUGAAGUGGUCUUAAGGUUAGCAAAUAAUUGUCAGUAUUAAACAUGGCGUUAUUUAAGUAGUCCUGCUGCAAGAAAGGCACUUCAGUGAAUAUGUGACUAGUAAAGCUUAAAUAUGUUUGGAUCUAAUAGAGCUCAUGAAAUACUGUAACUUGGGGAUUGUAAAUGAAUGGAUACAAUAGGUUAAGGCCCAAGAUGUUUGAAAUGAAUGCAAUAUUAAUAGAUGCAUAUAUACAUGACAUAUUGUGGUUAAUUUUAAAACUACUGUGCCUUAACGUGUUUCUUAAACUUUUGUAGUAAAUGAACAUUUGAAAUCCAUUUUGAUAAACCUGCUGUUAAUGUUUUUUUCCCCCCUUGUGAAUGUUUUCUAACUUUGUCUUGGUAAUUGCAAUUUAACUAGGUGCGGUGGCUACUAAAGUUCGAAGGCACGAUAUGCGUGUCCAUCCUUACCAAAGGAUUGUGACCGCAGACCGAGGUUAGUUUAGUUCUGCAGUUCUUGUCUAUAAGAAAUGCGUUGGGUGUCCAUAAAAUUUGCAACACCACACCUGAUGGAAAAAUGUAAUUGCUUACCUGCACACAGUUUUUUUUUCCUUUUCUAAAUUUGUUUGUGAUCAUUGACAGAUUUAAGGGUUGGGUUUUUUGUUUUGGUUUGGUUUUUUCUCCCUUCAUAUUUUAACUUAUUAAAUCUUCUAUUAUUAUGUACUAUGAUUUAUUCCUACUAAAACAUAAAUUAGUCAAUUUGGGGAGCUAUUAAAUUUUGAUGUUGCCUCAGUUAUUUUCAUUAAUAACUUUUGCUAAAAUUUACCUUUUAAAAGUUCUGAAAUUUGGGGUUGGUAUUGCAAAAUGAAUUGAACGGAUGGUGCUUUAAUGAGAGAAGUAAAGGAAUAUAUGCCUCCUGUGUACUUUUGGAGAAAACUGAAGAUUUAGUUUCCAUUUUUCUUUAUAAUAAAAUAUUUGAGCCACUGUAUAAACAUGAGGGUGCACAUGUCAAGUACUUAGCUAAAAUCAACAAAGUGAGGACUGUGAAGAUAACUUUCAUGUAGUUGGAUUUUUUUAUAUAAAUUAGAGCGUCAAUUCCCUUUUAUUCUUACAUUCUCUUGCCAAAAUGGAUCCUUUGAUUUUUGUCAUUUGCUGCUAAAAUAUAUUAUCUGAAGGUAAACUGUCUCUUGAAGUUCUGUGGUGGUAUGAGAUCCAGCUGUGUGAAUAUAAUUUUUGACUAACCUGUGACUGGAAAAUAAGUCUUCAUUUUUCUCCUUUACAACUUUUAUAAUUUGUGUCCUGUAUAUGCCCUUGGACCCUUUUAUAAAUUAUUUUUGCUUAUUGAGGAAUGGUAUUUUCGGUUUAUUGACAUUGAAUUGUUUUCUAAGUUUUUCCAUCACAAGAUAGGAAUAUCAAGCAUGGUAGUAAAAAAGGAUUUUUUACAAGUUUCUAUUAUGGCACAUUUGUUUCCUGCAAAUUAAAUUGAUCAAAGUUUCAAAUAUUAGUGGAGGAAAAAGUGCUGGAUUUGUACUUCAAUUGUACAUCUUCUAUGAAUUUAUGAAGGACCUACCUGCUUUAUGUGAUUACCUUGAGUACUGAUGAUAAAUACUAGACACAGCUGUUGUCCACAUCAGAAAUAACAUGCCUUUCCCAAAGACAUUGUUAAUAUUUGUUUAGCAUAAUCCAUAAAGAACGUCGAAGACUUUUAAACUAAUGUAUUCAUCACUAACAGUGAUUGUUCAGUGUACAAAAUAGACCCCAGCUCCGUGGUCGUCUAUGAGGAUGAUAUUCCUUGUAAGUGUUCUGUAUGAGCACGUCUCAUAGGGAUGGGGAAAUUUUUUGGAAAGUCACUUGAGUUUUAAAGAAACUGGACAAUUCCAUGAAUAAUUUGAGGUUUUAUUCAUAUUGCUAAUGUCUACAAUUGUUCUAAAGAGUAUUUUAAAGUAGUUUUUUUCCCCCAGCUAAUCUUUCCCUAUAUAUGCCCCCUUUUAGGAGACUUCUCACCAUUUUGCUUUAACACAAUAAUUAUUGGCCUACUUAAUACUCCAGUGCCUUGAGAUAGUUGGACAUAUUUUAGGAAGAUUUUAUUGUAUUUGGAAAAUUACGACACAUUCCAUGCAUGGAUCUUUUGUAGUUACGUGUUUUGAUUAGUCCUGUCACUGUUUUUAUUUAAAAUGCAGUGUCAGCAAACCGAAAUGCUCAUUUCUUUUUUAGUAACAGAGUACUCGUAUACUUAUCACUGUAUGCACUCAUUGGGUCUAAGGGAGAUGUCUGAAGUCCUUCACUUAAAUUAUUUUAUGAUACUACUGUUUUCUCUAUUUUUGAGGUUAAAAUUAUUUUAAAAAAAUAUUUUGAAGAGAAGUUUAUUAGUAUAAGCAUUCAUUUAAUGCAAAAAAACUCAGCCCUUGGACAUAUAACCAUGUAAUUCUAUAUGAACAUUUAGAGUACUACAUGGUUGACCAAUAUGUAGUUCUUUACUAAAAGUAAACUCACCUCUUUAUAUAUAUUUCAAAACUGAAUUUGAAGCCUAUUAGAGACCAACUGACCUUUUAGUUGUAAUGAACUGUAUGGUCUUGCAUGGUGACACACCUGUGUAGGAGGCCAAGACUUGGCAGAGGAUGUAGUCUAGGUGUCCUGGUAUAUAUAAAUGGUCACUCACUUCGUUUAUAUAUUCCACACUCAGAAAAGAAGUCAGAGUUUUUUCUGAGUAAUACAAAAACCAUCACUUACAUAAUUUGUAUAAGAAACUUUAAACAGUUUUAAUCAAAACUAUGAGUAACAUCAAAAAUGCUUUAAGAUUCUAUAUUUUGGAAUACCUGUGAAGUAGUAUGACUACAUCAUGUUAAAUAUUUAUUUUCUUCUAUGAUUUUGGAGCAGCAAUUUUUAUUUUAAAUAAAAUUCCACUUUUAAGAAAUUCAGGGAAGAUUUGGUCACGUUGAAGAUACAGUAUUUUUGUAGUAUUUAUAAACUGUUCUAAAUGAUAGACUAUAGAAAACAUUUUUGUCAUAUGAAGGUAAAUCAGUCCAUUAUUUUAGAUCAUUUAAACUGAACAUUACACCUUCUGGGCUUUGAUUUAUGAAGUGGCACAGAAUCUAACUUUGCACUGAAUAUCUUUUCAUUCACAUCUCCUCUGCCUUAGUCACAAUGGCAACAGUACAGAAAAUUCUAUCAAACCUCAGAAUAUAGUAGAAAUAAUUAAGCUGUUGAAUGAGUCUUAAAAAUUAUACUACUGUUAAGUGGACCAAGUUUGGUGAAGCAGAAUGUGACAAAGGUUGAUUAAGGAAGGAACAACUCAAGGACAUUGGGAAUGAUAACUUUUCCACUUGAGAACUACUUUAUGUUUUACUGUAAUUUUUAAAGUUUUUUUGUCCUUUUUGUUAUUUUGCAAAAGAAAAUAGUAUUUACAGGUGGCUUCUUUUAAAAUAUAAAAAUAUAAAGCAGGAAUGUAUAUGAAAUGUCAGAUUUUAUUGUAUUUGCAGAGUAUUAGCUUUGAAAUUGAAUAAAGAAAGCUGUUUGUAGUUUUAAAAUGCCUUAUUGGUAUCAAUUAGAAAUUUCUUCUAUUUUUUGAUGUACUUAGAGCUUUUUGAGUGUAGAAUUUUAAAUGGCAGGAUUUUACAGUGUUUACAUGCAAGUGCAUUUUAUAAGUGUUCUAUAUGUGUAAAAUAGUAUUUUCAACUGGAAAGUGUUGGCUAGUGCAAAAGGCCUGGCCAUUUUCUGGUUCCCAUGAUGUUGCCUACACUGCUAGACUACAGUUUAGUAUUGCUUUGUAUCAUGAGGCCAAGAAAUUCCAUGUUGUUUGUAAAUAGAAUAAUUGAAAAAGCAAUAAACAUUUAUUGAACAAAAGAAA